GAGAUCCACAAAGUGCCAACUUAACACUUUUCCUAAACGUAGACCUGUAGAAACAAAAUGGGCAGCAUUGGACAACCCGGGGCAAGCAACGUGACCGCCGUUCAGCCGGUGGCCAGCGCGUACUAUCCGUACGGUUUGCCCGGCACCGACGAACCGUACGAUAGUAGCUUCCACAUCUUUCCACCGGAUUACUGCACCCCGGAAUACGACUACAGGACCGAACUCCUCGAUAGCAUACGAAUGGCGCCAUCACAGCGAUCGCAACGGUUUCACAUCAGCAACAUCUUGGAGCUCAACAACCAGCAACAACAGCAGCAGCAGAGCGACAGCGCCAAAGAUCAGCCCAUCAUAUCGAACCUUUCUUCAUCCGCCUCCCUGCAACAGCAUCACCAAGCUUUCCAUCCUUUCACCAUUUCCGAGCUAGAAACCCAGCAACUUCAUCACCAUCCAGCCCCAUCCGGCCCAGGACUGGAAGGUGGACCCUCCGGAGGUCCUUUCCCCGGGAAUGGCACUACGGAGGAGUCUUCCAGCUCCAGUCAUCUCCCAUAUGGUGCUGGGGAUUCUUCGCAUACUACCAGUUGUUUGCCACUCCAGUCUGCCCUCAAUCCUGCCACCGUUAGUUCCACGAUUCCUUAUGACCCGCCGCCAUACUAUCCGUAUGCACACCACCAUCAUCUGUUCGGGGGUGCAGGUAGCGCCCUGGGGACCCCGCCGACGGUGGAUCCGUCUAGGUCGACCUAUCCCUAUCAUCAUGCCGGCGUUAACCUUGAUUAUGUACCGUCGGUAAUACAGCAUAGUGCCAUCAGUGACGCCAACGGCAGCCAUCAGCAGCUCAGCCCGGAUACCACGUCACCCGGACCGGAACUUUAUUCGUUGGCUUCCUACAACAACAUACCGCGCGUAGUGAAUGAAACUUCCGACCGGUUAGCUGCCCUUGCCGAGCAGCAUUCGUCCCAGGAUGGGCCUUCGCUCGAUGCAGAGUGUUCCGUGGAUACGAACAACAACCCAAAUCGCUCCUGUGACACCGGCACGCCGGACGACUUCGAGCCACCGACUCACCCCGUUGGCCGCUCCAGUGGAACACGCGGUGGUCAAUGUUCCAGCCAAUCGGGCACUACGGGACACAAAAAACGGAAGCGACGCAUUCUGUUCUCCAAAACGCAAACUUUCGAGCUUGAGAGACGUUUCAAGCAAGCCCGUUACCUAUCGGCACCGGAGCGCGAACAUCUGGCCAGUGUGAUAAACCUAACGCCGACGCAGGUUAAGAUAUGGUUCCAAAACCAUCGCUACAAAACGAAACGGGCACAAACGGAGAAGACCGCUACCGGGUACGGUCCGGUCGUCGGUAGUAAUCCUCCGAAGAAGGUUAACGUUCCGGUGCUGGUGAGGGACGGAAAACCGUGCUCGGAUGCCAUACAACAUCAGCAACACCAACAUCAGCAGCAGCACUUGCAUCAUCAGCAGCAGCAGCAACAACAACAUUCUCAUCCGCAUCCUUCUUCGGCUCACUUUCUAACGAACGGCAUCCACCAUUCGUCUUUUGGGGUUCCCGGGAUCCAUUCCGGACAUGGCGCUUCACCGCGCAUGUGGUGAAAUCCUUGCGAUAAAGAGAGAACUAUUUCA
Molecule: messenger RNA, 1623 nt
Organism: Anopheles cruzii
Lineage: Eukaryota; Metazoa; Arthropoda; Insecta; Diptera; Culicidae
Product: homeobox protein vnd-like
Exons: 3
Coding region: 58-1593 (511 amino acids)
Biological process (GO): cell differentiation; regulation of transcription by RNA polymerase II
Cellular component (GO): nucleus
Molecular function (GO): RNA polymerase II cis-regulatory region sequence-specific DNA binding; DNA-binding transcription factor activity, RNA polymerase II-specific
Source: RefSeq, a predicted model, not a curated record